AUGUCUUUUGCCUCUCGCACAGCUCUCGUCCUGAUGGACCCCUACAACGACUUCCUCCACCCGGAGGGAAUUCUGACGCCACGCCUAACAGAUCUUGAGGAAAAGCAGACCGUGGAAAACAUCCGGGCUGCUGUUUCAGCAGCAAGAUCUCAAGACAUUCCCAUUUACUACGGCCUGCACCAACAGUACACCGAGAACAGCUUCAAUGGAUGGAAGCAUAUGACUCCAAACAACGUCAAGCAAAACGGCCUGAAGUUCUUCCAGGAGGGCUCUUGGGGCGCUCAGAUUCUCGACGGCUUAGAACCGGACUUGGCCAAAGGUGAUGUUGUGGCCAGCAAACAUUGGAACAGCGAGUGA
Messenger RNA from Colletotrichum karsti, 357 nucleotides. RefSeq names its product isochorismatase hydrolase. The record is from RefSeq and is a predicted model, not a curated record. Bases 1 to 357 code for a protein of 118 amino acids. NCBI's taxonomy places the organism in Eukaryota, Fungi, Ascomycota, Sordariomycetes, Glomerellales, Glomerellaceae. The transcript has a single exon.